Molecule: messenger RNA, 315 nt
Organism: Varanus komodoensis (Komodo dragon)
Lineage: Eukaryota; Metazoa; Chordata; Lepidosauria; Squamata; Varanidae
Gene: SNN
Product: stannin
Exons: 1
Coding region: 7-270 (87 amino acids)
Cellular component (GO): mitochondrial outer membrane
Source: RefSeq, a predicted model, not a curated record
GCCAGCAUGUCGAUCACGGACCACAGCCCCACCACGGGGGUGGUGACCGUCAUCGUCAUCCUGAUCGCCAUCGCGGCCCUCGGGGCGCUGAUCCUGGGCUGCUGGUGCUACCUGCGGCUGCAGAGGAUCAGCCAGUCCGAGGACGAGGAGAGCAUCGUGGGCGAGGGGGAAACCAAAGAGCCCUUCCUGCUGGUCCAGUACUCGGCCCGCGGGCCUUGCAUGGAGCGGAAGGCGAAGCUGGCUUCGAGUGGCCCCGAGGCCCACGGCUGACCGGCGGCCCCGCGGCGGGCCGAUGGCCUGCGCCAGGACGGGUGC